Molecule: messenger RNA, 1620 nt
Organism: Rotaria socialis
Lineage: Eukaryota; Metazoa; Rotifera; Eurotatoria; Philodinida; Philodinidae
Source: the annotation of a GenBank genome assembly
AUGAUCGUAGAAUCUUACGCAUUCCAAUCACUAUCAAAUAAUCAUUCUCAACCAUUGGCAAUCAAACAAAUUGAAAUGGCGAUGAAUAAAUUAACUGUAAAACAGAAUGGACAAUCAAAAACGGAUGAAAAUCGUACGGAUGACGAUUAUGGUGGAGGUGGAAGUAAAACUAAUUUACCAAUAUCUUCUAAAACUGCAAUACUAGAUAAUCGUAAAUCUCGUUCGACGAAUUAUCAUCUUCGUGUUGAUCCAACUCGAUGGUGGCUCGUUCAUUUUAUACAACGUUUUAUUGUUGAUCCGAAACGUACAUUAACACGAAGUCGUAGUGCUACAGAUGCUACACGUUUUCUUCGUCAUAUUCAAGCUCGUAUAUCAACAGCGAUUAAAUGUGACUCUGUUUAUGAAGAAUCACCAACGAAUAAAAAAAGACGAAAUACUAGUUAUCAUCAUAGUCAAAUGUCUGAUUGUGAGCAUAAUACGUAUAUACGAACACGUUCUCAAUCAGUACCUAAUCAUGAUAUUUAUAGUUCUAAUUAUCAAAUGUUAACAAUGAAACGAAGAUCACAACCAAUACUACGUUCAUCAUCUGUACAUGAUCUUAAUCGUCAUGAAGUAUUUCGUGCAAAUGAACUUGAUUUUGGUCCAAUUAUUGGACAAGGAUUUUAUGGUAUUGCACGAACAGUUACACUCAGGAAAACUGGUCAGAUAAUGGUGAUGAAAGAAACGAAAACAUUUGAUAAAGAAGCACAAAAAAUUUUUGUUAAAGAAGUGCAAGUUCUUAAAAGACUGAAGCAUUCGAACGUUCUCAAUUUUAUAGGAUUACUUCUUGAUAAAGAUAAUCAAAUGUGUUUUCUUGUUGAUUAUAUAGCCGGUGGUACAUUAAAAAAUAUUAUUCAUGAUUUAUCAAUUCCAUUAACAUGGCUGCAACGCUUACGCUAUGCAAAAGAUAUCGCUGCCGGAAUGGAAUAUUUGCAUUCAUGUAAUAUAAUUCAUCGAGAUUUGAAUAGUUCAAAUUGUUUGGUUAAAUCCGAUGGACAUGUUGUCGUGGCUGAUUUUGGUUUAUCAAGAAUAAAUCUUGAAGACGAUGAUGAUAAUGUAAAUACACAAAUUAGUGAUGGUUCAUCGUCAUCAAGUUUCAGACGAGAACAACGAAGUACAAGUACAACAAUUACAUCAAAUGGACAUAUUGUUGUAGUUCGGCCAAAAACUCGACGACAAUUGUUAAGAGAUCGGCAAAGAUAUACAGUAGUUGGUUCACCUUAUUGGAUGGCACCUGAAAUGUUAAAAGGGCAAUGUUAUGAUGAACGUGUAGAUAUAUUUUCUUUUGGAAUAAUGCUUUGUGAAAUUAUCGGUCGGGUACAAGCCGAUCCUGACUAUUUACCUCGUACCCAAGAUUUUGGGUUGAAUGUACAUUUAUUUAAUCAGAAAUAUUGUAGUAAAGAUUGUCCAAAACAAUUUAUUGCUAUAGCCAUAGCUUGUUGUGACAUAAAUCCUGAUUCAAGACCUGCAUUUUGUGUGUCUCAUCCAUGGCUUGAAGCUCUUGCAUUGAGUGUUGAAACAGGAGUUUGUCUCUCUUCGACUUCGAAUACAAUAGCGGAUCGAAUCUCGAAUGGAAAUUAA